AUGGCUCAGUUACGGCACUGGUGUAAAGGAGAAGGCCUUAACCCUUCGCAUGCCAUACUACUUAAAGAUGUUCCCGAAGACACAGAGAUUGAAGUCAUAGAAAGGACUCUGCAAUCCAUCAAAGUUCUUGGACGUGUGAAGGUUAGAGGACGUAUGUAUGAUCCUCAGAGCAAGUGUUUGACCGUACUGUGUGAAUGCAGAGAAAAGGUAAAUACUAAAGCCAUUCCUCUGGACAUUUUAGCUGAUGGCAGCAAUUCACCCUGGAGAAUCAUCGGCCACUUAGAGGAGGAUGAUGGUUCAGUUGACCAGCUGGUUGCAGAUGACUGGCAGGCACCUCAAACUGAUUUGGGACGUGCCGCCACACUUCAGGCCUCUACUCCUGAAGCAAUCAUUAGAGCGGUUGGAGACCUUCUGCAAAAUACCUCUAGGCCUGCCAGUGACCAUAGCAGCUAUAGGAGGUUGCGCACCUUCUCAGGGGUUAUUCCCACACCCCCAGGAGAGGAGCAGUUGGAGAACUGGAUACUACAGGCUCGAUUGAUGAUAGAGGAAUAUGAUCGGCCUGACAGAGAGAAGAAAAUCAGGAUAAUGGAAAGUGUAAAGGGUCCCGCAUUGGAGAUUUUACAGGCUGUACGAUUUAAUAACCCUGAAGCAACACCUCAAGAAUACAUUGAUGUGAUUGAGAAUACUUUUGACACACCAGAAACAGGAGAGGAACUCUAUUUCGCCUUCCGUAUGCUAUGCCAACACAGAGGGGAGAAACUUUCUGAGUUUCUGAGAAGGAUGGAGAGAUCUCUGAGCAAGGUGGUCAAAAAGGGAGGUCUGUCUCCCGCUCUCAUAGACAAAGCACGUCUUGAUCAGCUCAUUAAAGGUGCAACGGGAUCUGACCUGAUGCUGUUAAGUUUGCGUUUAAGGGAGCGAAAAGAUAAUCCCCCUACCUUUCUGCAGCUGUUAAAUGAGGUCCGCAUUGAAGAGGAGCAUGAAGCUUCUCGGCGCAGACUCAACCCCAACAAAGCUGUGCAUGUCAAAAGUGCUACUGUACCCACAGGGGCACACGUGGAAAAUCUCAGACUUGAGAUACAAGGUCUGAAAACCCAAGUCAAUGAGCUCACCACUACAGCAGGGGUGCCAGGUGUCCAUUCACCUGGGCAGCAUCCACAGAAAAUGCUGAAGCAGAAAGCUUGGGAGAAGACAAAAACCUCCAAGCUUUAA
Messenger RNA from Oreochromis niloticus (Nile tilapia), 1209 nucleotides. RefSeq names its product paraneoplastic antigen Ma1 homolog. The record is from RefSeq and is a predicted model, not a curated record. Lineage: Eukaryota; Metazoa; Chordata; Actinopteri; Cichliformes; Cichlidae. The transcript has a single exon. The coding region runs from base 1 to 1209 and encodes 402 amino acids.